Molecule: messenger RNA, 426 nt
Organism: Linum trigynum
Lineage: Eukaryota; Viridiplantae; Streptophyta; Magnoliopsida; Malpighiales; Linaceae
Source: the annotation of a GenBank genome assembly
AUGGCAUUGAUGCAAGAAACGACCACCACUACCAUAAAGGACUACUCGAUCCCAGAGAUCGACGCUCUUCGAGCUAUCAAUGAGAGAGUCGGGAGAUUGACCCUAGGGCUCUCUAUUGUUGGCUCAAUUCUAUCAGAGCUGCCCAUUAACCCUAGCAGAUUGCUGGACACCAUAAACAGAAUGCCAUUGAGGGACAUUCCAUGGAGCAGCAGCAGCAGAGAAUCCAACCCACUCAGGAGAAACACUUUACUUCUCCAGCUCUUCGAAGUAUGCUUCUCCAUCUUCAACCACGUCGACGGACCGAGAAGCUUGGCUAACCGUAUGGUUCAAGCAAGCGGCUGGUUCGCCUCAGCUCCAAUUCCAACCCCUCUGCUUGCCCUAGCCGCCAGCAAAAUCCCAGAAAAGGGUCGCCGGAAAAAGUCAUAG